UUAGAGUACAGUGGACCCUCUUGCAGCUCUCGCAGGAGGAAUAGCUAUGACAGCAGCUACUACACAGAAUCACCAAAUGAUCCAAAACAUGGAAAGAGUUCAGUUGUCUCCAGCCUGGACUGUCUAUCAAGCAUUGUGGAGAGGAUUUCCACAGAUAAUUCCACCUGCCCAGUGCUGCCCACAGUGGAAGGUGGAGCUGAAGGCAACCCCUGCUCACCCCAAGAAGGAGCUACCUUGAGUGAGAGCGGAGCCCAAAUCCCCUCUCCUACCAACUGCACCCAGAUUCCCCAGGACACCAACAGCAGCAACCCCAUCUACCAAGUAUUAUAAAGUCAGGUCCAGCUGCACUGCUGUGCAAACAUAAACUGCUUCAUGCUGCAAGCUCCAAGACUUGCCUUGAAAAGACUUAAGUAUUUCUUUUUCCAGUUCUAAAAUCUCUCUCAAAAUUCCUUCAAAUGUUUAAUUUUUCAAGCCUAUAUUACUUCAGAAUACACGCAAUUAUUUAUUGAUUGUUGAACUAAAGCUAUUUUAUAUGUCUAGAGGUAAAAUUGCAUAGCACAAGAUGGCCAAUGUUUAUAAUCUGUGCUUUGGGGCAUGGGAACCUGGCUCUUGAGUUCUGGUAACACUUCUGAAAAGAAAAAAACCAGAUGAACUGCAGGAGUAAUGACAUGAGACUUUCUUAUUGCUAUCCCUAACUCUGCCCAAAAUAAGGUUGUGGACCAUUUUUUUAAUACUUUUUUUGUAUAAUUGUAAAUAAGAGUUGCUUUGCAAAAAAACCCCACCAAACAAAAAUACAAAAAAAGGAAUUAAAUAUUUAAUGUUGCUUGGUUUGUCGUGCCAAACUUUAACUUUAUAUAUUUAUACAAUGUGGUUGCCAAGAAUGUUUUCAACAAUAUUCUAAAUAAAGAACCUUAUUUAUAAAACCA
Molecule: messenger RNA, 926 nt
Organism: Pelodiscus sinensis (Chinese soft-shelled turtle)
Lineage: Eukaryota; Metazoa; Chordata; Testudines; Trionychidae
Source: RefSeq, a predicted model, not a curated record